Messenger RNA from Syzygium oleosum, 2289 nucleotides. Its product is annotated as rust resistance kinase Lr10-like. Lineage: Eukaryota; Viridiplantae; Streptophyta; Magnoliopsida; Myrtales; Myrtaceae. The record is from RefSeq and is a predicted model, not a curated record. The transcript has 3 exons. Gene Ontology annotation, molecular function: protein kinase activity; ATP binding; polysaccharide binding. Gene Ontology annotation, biological process: protein phosphorylation. The coding region runs from base 107 to 2131 and encodes 674 amino acids.
ACAAGGACGUCCUACCUUUUUCCAUCUUUUUAUAUUGUGCCUCUCCUCCGCACGCACCAAGCAAUUCUUAACCAAAUUUCUCUUUCGACCAAAGACAAACAGAGACAUGAUUACUGCUAUCAGCUCCAUGAAUGUCUAUCCAGUGUUGCUACUCGUCCUUGUUCUAUUGCAAGCAAUGGCCAGCAAUGCUAAGUCGAGUAAUCAGCAGUGCGCUUCAUCCUGUGGUGAUAUUCGCAAUAUAAGCUAUCCGUUUCGAUUGAAGAGUGAUCCGAAAGGAUGCGGUAACCCAAAGAAAGAGUUGGUUUGUGAAGACAAUCGCACUGUUAUGUAUUUACUUGAUGGCCGAUUCUAUGUGCAGUCUAUUAAUUAUUCCACUUAUCAAAUCAUAUUGGUCAACGAUGGGUUGCAGAAGGAUAAUUACUCGUCUCUCCCCCAUUAUUCAUGGCAACUCUAUGACUUAAAUAUCGAUGCAAACAGCUCAUACGGCAGGUCUGAAGAAGGAGCGGUCAUCAUUGUGAACUGCUCAAAGCCGGUUAAUUCUCCAUUUUACAUCUCUACUUCUCCAUGCAUUGAGGGGUCGUACUCUUCCAACACAUCAUCGAAUUGGAACUUGUAUGCUCUGCUCAAUCCCAAGGCAUCGGAUGUUAGGGAGUUUUGCACCAUUAGCAGUUGGACACCAGUUUCGGAUGAUUUUGGGCCUUCUAAGGGGGUUAAUAUUAGCUUCUACAACUACAAGCUAAUCCAUAAAAUCAUGGCCGAUGGAUUUGCUCUCUCCUUUUAUGAACUUUCGGUGAAGAAAACUUAUUUUUUCUGCUUUGAUUUCUAUGGCUACUUUCAUUUCGAUUGCCACUUUGAUUCCUAUAGAAUUGGCGGCGAUAACUUCCCCGAAGGUCCGGUUUGUGGAUUCAAGCUCUACUCUGGCGGUGUCCCAGAUGAUAUCGCAAUUUGCACAGCUUGGGAUUUUCCAGUACUACUAGCGUUUUUCUGUGUAGCGAAAUUCGUAAUCGGGGUGCCAUUUGUUUUGAUAUUUCUAAUCUACAAGUACAAAAGAAGGCACUUAGCAAUGGACAAGAACAUCGAGGAGUUUUUGCAAACUCAUAACAACUUCUUGCCCAUAAGGUACUCUUACUCGAAUAGAAAAAAGAUCACCAGAAACUUUAAAUACAAACUAGGUGAGGGUGGAUAUGGUUCCGUGUACAAAGGAAUGCUCAAAAGCGGCAACGAAGUGGCCAUCAAGAUCUUAAAGAAGUGCAAGGCCAAUGGCCAAGAUUUUAUUAGUGAAGUGGCUACUAUUGGAAGAAUUCACCAUGUUAAUGUUGUGCAACUAAUCGGUUUUUGCUUUGAAGGCUCGAAACAAGCUCUUGUGUAUGAUCUCAUGUCAAAUGGAUCUUUGGAUAAGCACAUUUUCAGUGAGGAAGAUGACAAGUUUCUUGAUUACAAGAAAAUAUAUGAGAUCGCUCUUGGGGUGGCAAGGGGAAUCAAAUACUUACAUCAGGGUUGUGACAUGCAAAUACUACACUUUGAUAUCAAGCCUCAUAACAUUCUUUUAGAUAAGAAUUUCACUCCAAAAGUUUCUGACUUUGGACUAGCGAAACUUUAUCCCACAGAUCAUAGCAUAAUUUCAUUGACUGCUGCAAGAGGAACCUUGGGAUAUAUGGCGCCUGAGUUGUUGUACAAAAGCAUUGGCGGUGUAUCUUAUAAAGCGGAUGUAUACAGCUUCGGGAUGAUGCUCAUGGAAUUGGCAGGUAGAAGGAAGAAUAUAAAUGCAAAUGCAGAACACUCAAGCCAAAUUUAUUUUCCUUUGUGGGUAUACGACCAAGUUAGUGAAGGUACAAGUGUUGAAAUGGAAGAAGUUGUAGAAGAGGAAAGGAAGGUGAUAAAAAAGAUGAUAAUAGUUGCACUUUGGUGUAUACAAUUAAACCCUGAUCAUCGUCCUCCAAUGAGCAAAGUCCUAGAAAUGCUUGAAGGAGAUAUUGGUAAACUUCAAAUGCCUCCAAAACCGCUUACUUACCCAUCGGAUGUGUCAAUUGACAAUCACAUAACCGAGAUGGAGCUAAAAACGUUCUCAACUUCUUCAAGCGCUCCGAUAAUUUCAGCUAAUUUUCCUUUUAGAGAUAGCAAUGAUGUCUAGAGAAGCAUGCACAAUUUGAGUGGAAAAGCUUUGUGUAUUUGCCCACAAUCUAGUAUUAUGUUGGGAGGGACUUGAGCUAGUCUAGCUCGAUACUAAUUACUUUUGAGAUUGUCUUCUUGUGGCUCUUAGCUUAAUGUUGUGUUACUGUAUUUCAUAUA